AUGAAAAACUAUCCUGAUUAUUUUCAAAAAAUAGUAUGUGAUGUCCGCUAUGAAAAUAAUCAGAAUCAGUUAGUUUUUCAUCUCCCAAAAGUAUCUCAAAGUAUUGCGCUUAGUUUUUGCAAUGAUUUGACUUUGCAAUUCCCGAUUUCAAAUACAUCGAUUCCAAAUACUGUUAAGUUAAUUGAUAUUCUAUUAGUUCUAAAUUCCGCAUUAUUUGGUAAGCUGAAACACAAUUUUGAUCCUCAAUCAAAUCUUAAUAUCGUAAUUAACGUUUCAUUUUUCAUGAACUGCUCUAAACAAUUGCUUACAAGAUUAGAUGCAUUACAAAUAUUCUUAUCAGAAAUCAUGAACAAGCUUUCACAAGGAGAUACAAAUAUUACUUCUUUAGCCAAUUCAAUUGUCUCACUUUUGAAUCCAAUAAUCGCAUUCUCAAACUCACUUGAUAUCAUUUCUCAGCACAUUAUUGAUCUAGUUGAAAUAGAACCUCUUUCUCCAGAUUUUGUCAAAAUUGCAUCAGCAAUAUCUGAGAUAAUUGAAGCCUUGAACUCAAUCUACAGUAAUAGUACUGAUGGAAUGUAUGUCGAAACUCAACAAGAAAAGCUUUCUACACAUUAUUCUUAUGUUAUUGACUCAUUAAAUCAAUAUAUUCCAUAUUUGAAGCAAAUUACACAACAACUCUUGGACCAGUUCCAAGAUAUUACAAUCAAAGACGUUUUUCAGCCAAUGUUUAAAUUUUAUCAAAAACAAAUCGACGAAAUUACGGAAAUGAUCUUUAUCUGCAUAGAUAUAGUCAGAAACGAUUACGAAAAUUAUGACAGAACAAUUGCAACAAUGACAAAAACUGUAGAAAAAAUAUUACACGAAUUACCAUUUAUUUUCCAAGUUUUCUACGAAAAAAAGUUACCAAAACAAGUCAAAACACACUUUGAAGAUUACCAAUACGUCUAUUCUGACUUAAUUUCACCUUUUAUCUCACAAAUUAUCGAAUCUUCUGAAAAAACACCGGCAGACUUCAACGCUUUAUUUAUUUCGAAGCUCAAAGACUCCCUCAAGGUCUACAAUGGCUUAAUUCUUACUUUUCCUUCGUUAUUUGAAGGAUUAGAUGAUGGAUUUCCCCAAUUAGCUGUUUUAAACAUCCAACCGUCAGAAUUCCUUAAAGACAGCAAGAUAGACAUCAUUCUCCCUGUCUUACAACCUGCUCUCACCGCUGCUCACGCUUUAAUUGAAACCGACCAAAGUUUUUCUGAAGUUUACAAAAUUUUGGAGUCACUUUUUCAGCAACAACCUUCUUUUCAGGAAGAAAUUGAGAACAUUAUUCCGGACCAAACUGACGAUGGUAUUAUUUUACUGAUGGGAGCUCGCGAUGCAGUUCUAAACAGUUUCACAGCGAUUGUAAGCUCAGUUCGUGAUUAUUCCGUAUCUCAAACUGAUUUAGCCAUGAGAUCGAGACUUGCAUCGAACGUUUGCAGGCUGAUUGCAUCGCUUAUCAGUAUAUCCACACAUCCAUCGAUGUUUGAGUACAUUAUUGAGACAUUAUUACUAUGUUCCAAAUGGAUGAGGGAAUAUCUAUCAUCAAACCAAGAAGAAUACAUGAAAGCAGCAUCAGCAAGUCGAUCCCUCAUCUUUGAUUCCAAUGAUGCCGUUCAAGUUCUUCCGAAAUUAGCUCAAUUACUAAAUAUGGUCCAAUUGGCAACGAAUGAGACAGCAACGAAGCUCAAAGAUGACGUAGAAGCAAUACCUACUGUCAUCUGUCACGGAGCUGUCCUCAGUUCUAUGAUGGACGCUUAUGAUUUCACAGUUCAAAAAGCAACUUCAGAUGAUUUGGUCAAACCAUUGAUAGAAAAGGCAAUUGAACAAGCCUUUCCUCUCCACAACUUCGUAUCUGUCUCGAGAACCCUUGUUUGGCUCCUCCUUCACUCGGAAACAUCGACAUUAUCAACAUUAUUAUCAAAUGUUGAGUCUUUGCAUGUCAAAUCGCUUGGAAAGGUUAUGAAUGUUAACAAGGAUAUUAUAAAGGCUCUUGAUAUUUACAAAACAUCAAGAUCUACUUCGAAUUUGGAUUAUUCCAAAUUAUUAUCAAGUCUUAAGAAGUAUUUAGAGGUUUCAAAUGAGUUUAUUAAUGAUUUGAAUGGUGCUAGUAAGAGUUUGGGCGAGUUCUUCCUUAAGGAUAAAGAAAAAAUUUUAUUUACUGUUGAAUUAGUCGAAGGAUCAACAAAAAUCAUCCCAAUACCAAACAAGAAUGUCACAGGAAUUCUUUUGCAUGGACUUUCGAAGCUUGCAAGAGCUCAAAUAAAGGAAAUGAACACAAUGUUGGACCAAUUACCAGAUAGAGCACUUCUUCAAUCAAUUUCAUUGACAUUUUAUCUUAAUACUAUUUAUGAGAUACUUGUUUAUUCAAAUGAACCAAAAUUUGCCCAAAAAGCCGAAGAUAUCGAAAAAUCUAGGGUCGAAAUCGUCAGAGUUUCAUCAGAUGCAGCAUGCGGAGACUACAGCAAUGUACAACAGAUCAAGGAUGACCUUCAGGAACUCGAUAGAAAACUAAUUUUCGAAGAUGAAAUCGAUUCUGACAUAAAAGCAUGUUUAUCCAUUCGUUACAUGAGUGCCAUUGGCAUUGACCAUAUCCAAACAACAGAGUUAUUCAAGAAAGAACAGAAAAAUCUUGAAUUAACAAUAACUCAUGAAGAAAUGAACGAAGAACAAGAAGAUGAAGAUCCAGAAAUCAACAACGAACAAGACACAGACGAAUACGGUCAGAGAGAUCCAAUAAAUAUUGAUACAAUUCAAGUAUUUGGAGAUUCUUUAGUUUUCCCAGCAUUUAAACUCAUUCCUGUUGCUUUUAACCCUCAGUCAUCCGAUGAAUCCAAAUCCAACUACAAAUCCUACAUAGAUGAAGAGCCAAUCCACGAAGCCAACUAUAAUUUGGUUGAUUUCAAACAACCAGAGCCAACAAUACACUUUACAGCACCUCCAUGGCCACCAGUUGAAGAAACCACUGAAGAACAGGUCGAAGAGAAAGAAAUUGAAGUAGAAGUUGAAAUUUAUCCGUUUGAAGAGGAAGAAGACCACAAAUACGAGAUGGAUUCCGACUACAUAGAGAAGUUCAUUCACAAGAGAAUGAGAAGAGAUGACAGUUCAUUUGAUUCUUUGGAUUAUUCUUCUUCUAUGGCAACAACUGACUUAUCCAAGAAGAAUUUGACUUCUUCGUUCUCAAUGCCUGAAAUAGAUGAUGACGAAAACAUGCCUUCUUCAUUAAUUGUUCCAACACAAGUUGAAUUAACUCCAAUUGGAGCUUCUGACGAAAAUAAAUCAUCAAUUCCAAAGAUUCCAACUGUCACUGUAUCAAGGGAACAGUUCAUUCAGUCAGAACCAAUCAAAGAAGAGCCAAAACAUCAAUUACCACAAAUGCCUCCAAUCCAAAUCGAACAAGAACCAAUUAAAGUCGAAGAGAAACAAAAACCAUCAGUUCCUACUUUCCCUACAAUGCCUCCAAUUCAAGAACCUGUUAAAGAACAACCAAAACCACAAAUGCCUCAGAUGCCUCCUAUUCAACCAGAGAAAGCGAAAGAAGAAAGAAAACCAUCAGUUCCAUCAUUCCCAACAAUGCCUCCAAUGCCAGUUAUUCCACAACCAGAACCAGUCAAAGAACAGCCAAAACCACAAAUGCCUGUAAUGCCUCCUCUUCAACCGGAACCAAAACCAUCAAUGCCUCCAAUGAAUAUGACACAAGAGAAAUCACAAACAAUGCCUGUAAUGCCUCCAUUACAACCGGAGAAAGCGAAAGAAGAAAGAAAACCAUCAAUGCCUUCAAUGCCUCAGAUGCCACAACUUCCGCCAAUGACUCCUCCAACUGUGAAUCAGUCAAGAGCACAAACGAUGCCUUCUCCACAACAAAAACAACCGGAAAUGCCAAAUUUGGCAGAAGCUCUCGCUCUUUCUAAUACAUUGGCUCUUUCAGACAAGAAAGCUCCACAGAUGCCUAAGAAGAAGAAAGAAGAUGACGACGAAAUUGACGAGAAUAAGAUGAAGAACUUAUCUCCACAACAAAAACAAAAAAUUGAACAAAUUAAAAAUGUUAAAUUCCAGGCAGAUGUCGCUGAUAAUAUACUCAUGGCGUUCAAUCCUUCUAACCCCCAUGCUGUAUUGAAAAUGCUCAACGAAGCACUUGGAAAACUCGAUGAAGAAACAAGGAAACUUGAAGGUCUUUACUAA
Trichomonas vaginalis G3 is the source of this 4209-nucleotide messenger RNA. RefSeq lists its product as uncharacterized. Lineage: Eukaryota; Parabasalia; Trichomonadida; Trichomonadidae. The transcript has a single exon. The coding region runs from base 1 to 4209 and encodes 1402 amino acids. The record is from RefSeq and is a predicted model, not a curated record.